Saccostrea cuccullata (small rock oyster) is the source of this 949-nucleotide messenger RNA. RefSeq names its product alanine aminotransferase 1-like. The record is from RefSeq and is a predicted model, not a curated record. NCBI's taxonomy places the organism in Eukaryota, Metazoa, Mollusca, Bivalvia, Ostreida, Ostreidae. Gene Ontology annotation, biological process: biosynthetic process. The annotation marks the transcript as partial. Gene Ontology annotation, molecular function: pyridoxal phosphate binding; L-alanine:2-oxoglutarate transaminase activity. The transcript is spliced from 2 exons.
GCAACUGUUUUGACCAUGAGACGUGACACAUUGCAUAACCAAAACACCGGAGCCUAUCAGCAGCCAGCCACCGACUCUACAAGAACAAAGAUGGCAGAUAGAGCUCUCACCAUGGAUGACGUAAAUCCCAAUAUAAGGGACAUGGAAUAUGCAGUCAGAGGCCCCAUAGUAGCUAGGGCUACUGAGUUAGAAAAGGAGCUAGCCAAAGGUGCCAAUAAACCUUUCACAUCCGUAAUGAAGGCCAACAUUGGUGACUGUCAUGCAACAAGCCAGACACCCAUCACCUUCAUUCGUCAGGUUUUGUCACUGUGUGCCUAUCCAGAUAUGAUGGAUACUUGCGGAUUUCCUGAAGAUGUCAAAGAAAGGGCCAAGAGACUGUUAGGGGGCUGUAAUGUGGGCAGUAUUGGGUCCUACUCGGCCAGUCCAGGUAUAUAUGUAAUAAGAGAAGAUAUUGCUAAAUACAUAUCUGAUAGAGAUGGAAUUCCUAGCAAAGCAGAAGAUAUCAUGUUGUGUACAGGAGUUAGUGAUGGAAUAAAGACAAUUCUAGCCAUGCUGAUGACUGGAAAAUUAGGGAAGGAGAGAGCUGGUAUCUUGAUCCCUGUCCCUCAGUAUCCCCUGUACUCAGCAACUCUCACAGAAUUUAAUGCCUAUCCAAUCCCUUAUUACCUGGAUGAAGAGAAUCACUGGGGACUUGAUGUAAAGGAGUUAAAGAGAGCUAUUAAUGAAGCUAAAUCAAACUGUGUCCCUCGGGCUAUUUGUGUCAUUAAUCCUGGAAAUCCUACUGGACAAGUUCUUACCAGACAAAACAUCGAAGAUGUUAUUAAGUUCGCAAAGCAGGAGAAACUUAUGAUACUAGCUGAUGAGGUAUACCAACAUAAUAUAUGGGGAACAGGCUGUCAGUUUUUCUCCUUUAAGAAAGUCCUGUCAGAAAUGGGCCCUGAGUACAAUA